Hippocampus comes (tiger tail seahorse) is the source of this 612-nucleotide messenger RNA. Its product is annotated as connector enhancer of kinase suppressor of ras 2-like. Lineage: Eukaryota; Metazoa; Chordata; Actinopteri; Syngnathiformes; Syngnathidae. Bases 1 to 612 code for a protein of 203 amino acids. The transcript is spliced from 4 exons. The record is from RefSeq and is a predicted model, not a curated record.
AUGGUCACGUUAAAGGCUUCCAGCGUUUCCUGGUGCCAAUACCGCCAGGCAGUUACGGUUCUUCAGUCGAUUUUUUUUUUUUUUUUUUUUUUAAAACUUCCCAUCACUGAUCAUCUCUACAUUUCUCCCCACCAUGUUGUUCCAGGUCGAAGUUUAGCCAACCUGAGCCGCCGCCGCGUUUCCUGCAAGGCGCUUGGCCGAGGCGACUGCGAAGGCUGGCUGUGGCGCAAGAGGGAUGCCAAAGGUUACUUUUCUCAUAAAUGGAAGAAGUACUGGUUCGUUCUGAAGGACAACUGCCUGUACUGGUACAUCAACGAAGAGGAUGAGAAAGCCGAGGGCUUCGUCAGUCUCCCCGAGUUCAAAAUCGAUCGCGCCAGUGAAUGCCGAAAGAAGUAUGCGUUCAAAGCUUGCCACCCCAAGGUCAAGAGCUUCUUCUUUGCGUCAGAUGGCGUGGACGACAUGAACAGGUGGCUGAGUCGACUCAACAUGGCUGCCGUGGGCUACGCAGAGAGAGAGAGGAUUCGCCAAGAGCAGGGUGAGCUUUCAUUUAGAAAGCGAUGCGGUUCCCACCAAGGCUCGGAUGUUCAACUGAUGACUGGCAGAGGACUCUGA